Messenger RNA from Diaporthe amygdali, 1320 nucleotides. RefSeq lists its product as uncharacterized. The transcript has 3 exons. Gene Ontology annotation, molecular function: metal ion binding; single-stranded DNA binding; ubiquitin protein ligase activity. NCBI's taxonomy places the organism in Eukaryota, Fungi, Ascomycota, Sordariomycetes, Diaporthales, Diaporthaceae. Bases 1 to 1320 code for a protein of 439 amino acids. The record is from RefSeq and is a predicted model, not a curated record. Gene Ontology annotation, biological process: protein monoubiquitination; DNA damage tolerance. Gene Ontology annotation, cellular component: Rad6-Rad18 complex; nucleus.
AUGGACUCGUCGAAGCCAGGACUGGAUCUGGAGAAAGAGUUGACGUGCUCGAUCUGCACCGAGCUCCUCUAUCACCCUCUUACGCUUCUAGACUGUCUGCACACCUUCUGUGGCGCCUGUUUGAAGGACUGGUUCACAUGGCAAGCCCACGCAGCGGAGAAUGCCCCCGACCCUCCGGCCCCCGGGACUUCGGUCUUCACCUGCCCAUCAUGCCGGGCACCGGUGCGAGACACGAGACACAACGCCACUGUUGCGUCACUCCUGGAUAUGGUGCUCGUCGCACAUCCCGAGAAGGCAAAACCAGCCUCUGAGAAAGAAGAGAUGGAUGCCAAGUACAGGCCAGGGGACGGCGUGCUCCCCAAAUUGAACAUCCCGGAACGAACCGCCGAACAACUACGAUUGGAGGAGCGGGAGAGGAACCUCAUCGAAUCAGUGCGGGAGAUGAGCCUACUCGAGGCUGUGAAUGGUGAGGCAUCUGCUUCGAGGUCGCGCCAGCAUGGGUCAGGAAGUAGGUCCAGGAACGGCAGCUCACAUCGGACGAGAGAUACAAGUGCGACUAGGACCGGCGAUGUUCGGUCUCGAGAGCGGCAGCAUCGUCGGAGGCCCACCACAGAGAGAGACUCGAGCCUCAGGACAGAGCAUAACGCGAGGCUGUCACCCGAUCACCUAGGAUCUAGGUCUGAACACAGCCGGAACAGUAGCAACGAAUCUAGGCGGAGGAAUGACGACUUGAGGGAAAGACAGAGACGACAGAUAGAGCAUCAGUCGUCGCUUCGUUCCCUCAUCAGCUCUUCAGAUGGAGCUGACAUAGAUAUGGAGCGGGAGGUGGAGGAAUUCGCCCGGCAAAUCCAGCAAGAAGGCUUGUUGGAUGGCCUGGACCUCGAGAACAUUGACCUGAUUAACAACGAUGAGCUGAGCCCUUGGUGUCGCCUCGAGAUCGGCGAAUCGACAAACAGAGCACCACUCAAGAUCGGCGAGUGCCACAAGUCAGUCCGAGGAGCGCAGCAGACCGCCUAUAUCCUCACGCUCCACCCACUUAGAGGUUCACGAGCAAAGAAGGCGUCGGAGAGCCGCCAGCGGAAGCAGAGACAGGAGCUCAACCUUGCCAGUGGGCCCUACGCAGCCAGAGAUCAGGGUAGGAGCUCGGUCCCAGACGGACUUGGAUGCGAGAUCAAACAGUUUGAACGCGUCUUCCAGGAGACCAGUUAUCGCGGAUGGGCGAAGUGCGAGUACAUCAGACGUCCCAAGCAGCAGCCAAGUCCUCGUACAGUCGCCACCUUCAACAGCUCUGCCUUUCAGUGCGCGAGCCAAUGGCCUUAA